GUCAAAUCGAUGAACCAAACGCCUGCUUUGAAUCGAAGCGACUAUCCAGACAUCUCGGCCAAACUUUCCACAGAAGUCCGAUUCGCGCGCGAAAUAUACGUCGCGCUUGAUGAGAAAGAACGUCGCUUGUCGGGGGAAAAUUAUGCCCGUGUUCCAACUGGUCAAACAGGUGGAAUGAAGGGAACCCCUGUUAACCAUCGUAGAUAGCAAACUACAAAAGCAGAAGUCAAUCGGUUACCAGUCAAUCGUAUCACAGAAACAAUCACACAAACAGAAAUAUUGUGACCAGUUUGCAACUGUAGUCUACUGACCCAGCCUUGCCAGGCUACAAGCGCGUGGGAGAUUAAAUAUCUCGAAUACGUUUGACACAGGCCUCAGCAAAGACUCGGACGAGUCACAUCUUUGUGUAUUACACUCGUGGACGAGUGUCACCGCGCGUAGUCCAAUGACUAUGGAGGAUAGUUAUUGCCGGAAGCCCCCAAAAAUAAUUGGGAAGGCAAGCUGCGGGCAAAAUGGAAGUCAAAAUAGGAGAAUGAGUGUGUGUACAGGCUGCCAGGAACCGAUCGAAGACCGAUUUGUGAUGAAAGUGAUGGACGAACCAUGGCAUGAAAGCUGUUUACAAUGCUGUAUAUGUAGGAAUACUCUAUCACGGUCAUGCUUCAGUAAAGACAGGAAACUGUACUGUCGGACAGACUAUGAAAAGAUGUACGGUACAAAAUGUAGUGGCUGCAAGACGACCAUCCCAGCAAACGAGUUUGUGAUGCGAGCAUUAGGAAAUGUGUAUCACAUACAAUGUUUUAUGUGCACCAUGUGUGGUCAUCGUCUUGAAAAAGGGCAGGAAUUUGCGUUAAAAGAUAACAAAUUAUACUGCAAGGAUGACUAUGGAAAACUUCCAACAAAAGGGUCAUCAAAUAGUCCGCCACAUAAGCCUCAACAAGAGAAUGUAAUUAAUAACAAUUUCAAGAAUGAUAAAGAGACAAAAUUGGAGAAAGCGGACAAUUCAGACUCUGACGAUUCAUCAGUAAUUGGUGAUGAUGAAAAUGACGAUAAAAAAGGACCAAAGAGACCACGAACAAUACUCACAAGUCAACAAAGAAAAAUAUUCAAAUCCGCCUUUGAAAUUAGCUCCAAACCUUGUAGAAAGGUCAGAGAAGAGCUUUCAAGAGAAACAGGGCUCAGCGUUCGUGUUGUGCAAGUCUGGUUUCAAAAUCAGAGAGCCAAGAUUAAGAAACUUGCGAGAAGGAACAAUCCGGAGUCUGAUGGCGCAGCAAGUUGUAGAGUCAGUAAUAGACAAAGGAGUCUUAAAAAAAGUAAAGACGGGAAAUCGUCAAGUCCAAGAGAUAAAAGGCGAGCCGAUAGAGAUAGUUUAGAUCUUCCUCCAUCACUAUCCCCUCCCCCACAACUCCAGGGAUCUCAACCCCCUCCCUAUGGAAUGCUUCCGCCUCAAUAUCAACAUUUGCAAAAUCAUAUGGGACCAAUGAUGGCACCACCGCAGUUCCAACCUCCUUACCAAGGACCACUUAACCAUAUGGACUCCGGGGAGAUUCCUAUGGAUCAUGGAAUGCAAGCUAUCGAUGAAUGUAUGAUGCGGCCGCAACAGUUUAACCCCGGGGAUAUGGGUGGAUAUCCCACCACUACAAAUCACAAUGGUCAGAAUCACUUAGAACUUAUGCAUGACAUGAUUAAUUCAUUCUAAUUUAUCACAAUUUUGAAGCAUAUUGUAUCGCAUUAUUGGCAAUGCCUCCUUGUUAGUAACUACAUAGAACACUUUCAAUAUUGCUGGUAGUUUAGAAUGUACUAUUCGUUAGGGCUGAGGUUUAUUUGUAUUUAUUUAUCGUUGUUGCUAAAUAUCGUGACACUUCUUGAAAACAAUUUCGAACAAAUAGGUUUGCUUUUCUGAAAAAAAUUACAUUUUUUCUUAACUUUUUUCCACUGAAAAAUUUUCAUUUCACACCCGUAAUUGUACAUGUCGAGUCAUGAUCAAGAAAACGAUAAAAUAGUUAUUUCUAUUUUGCAAAAAAAUUUAAGGAAAGUUCACGAGUUAUUUUUCAGUAAGAUAAAAACAUAAGCUGUAGGCUUAAAAGUCGUCACACCUUAUAUCGCUGGUUACCACUCACUCUCUUGCAACCUCUUGCUUAUCUGAAGAAUUAAAUAGGUCUCUUUUAAAACAAAAUUCAAAGGAGUAAGUCAUAGUAUUAUAAUUACUUCUGAAUACUUUCCGUACCAAUGAAAUAUUAAACGAACAAGUCGUAAAUCUUUUUUUAACCGAAAAUCAUGGCCUAAGUAUGAACAGUUCUUUGCUUGUGAUUUGUGGAGACUGCUAACACUUUCCUACCCGCAAAAAUCACCUUUUACGUGCAGAUGUCGAGUUAUACUUGAGGAAAAUUAAAAAAAAUAAAAUAUUUGCCUAUUAAAUGUAAUUGUGUUUGAAAGCCUUUUUGUUUUACAAAAUACUGAAACCUUUUUGAUAACUUAUUUGCAAACAAACAUACUGUUCAUCGCUAAUUUUUGGCCGAGUAACUGACAGAAGAAGAAACUUGACUAGGAUUACUGAACUUCAGGUCUUGCACGUUGCAUUAAUAUUGUCAAGAUGAAAACUACUGUUUCUUUUCUUACUGAGACAGUCUCACAAUCCUUUCUGAAAAAUAACAAAUUGCGUUGAGACAUGUUACGGGAUCAUAACUAUUAUUUAAGAAAGAUUAAAAUUAUUCAUACUCUGAUGUAGCUUUUUUUCCACAUAGUCUAAAUAUCCUUUCAGAAUUAGCCUCGUUUGCGCUCUACUGAUUCAAAAUUUCUCAUUUUCUUUGCCCAUAUGAAACAGAGGUCUGCUCAAGAACACUAGCCUAAUAUCCGAAAUUGUUUUGUUACAGAUUCAGACGAUGCUGCUUCACAUUGGUUCAACGCAUAUUUAUAGCAGUUGCAGACUUUUGCGUCAGUUUGAAUAAUACUUAAAUCUUCCAUCCUUAAACUCGCCAAUUCUCAGUUAGAUAAUGCCAUGUAUUUCCUGAAAAAGCAGUUGAGAUUUAAAUAAUUAACCGGAUAAAUAUUGGUGGUUUCUACUUACUGGUCUACUUACUUUUUGACAAAGUAUAAAAUUUAUAAAGAAGAGUCUGAUUUUGCUCUCUUUUGAGAAUAAAAGGGUGAAAGCGCUGAUUAGUUUUUCACGAGUAGUAAAGUGGUAUUAAGAGUAGUUAGGAAAUCUUUUGUCUUUAUCUAAGAAAGGUUACUAAGAGUGCAAUAGUCAAGCAUAUAAAAACUUAGCUCUCAAGAUUGAAAAUGAAUUUCGACUUAAAUCUGUAGUACAUUACCUUAGAAAUACCUUAGAUUUUAAGUUCCUGCCAUGGAAUUACCUCCAGGCUUAUUAGUAUGACAUUUCUCCUCACUUGUAUGGUAAACACUGCUCUAUAAUAAUGAGGAGGAUUCGAUUCUUUAUCAAUCUUGGGAGUUAAAGGUUUAUCAUAGGAAGCCUAGAAUCACUAAAGUAUUAAUCGGCUUAUUUAUUAACAUCACUUCCUCGAAGGCUUCUUAUUACUAGGAGCGGGGUGGUGUGGCGAGGAGGGGAAAGCGAAGGAUAUCCCAAGUCUUAUGCGAGACGCGAGUUUGUGUUAAAUUAAAGAGAGUUGGUGUUGUAUUCAGGAUGUCUUUCAUUCUCAUAAUUUAAACAGUAUUGACUUGUUGUUGUAUGAUAAAGAGAUAUAGUAUGAUGUAAAUAAUAUCCAAAAAGGCAAAAAGUGAGCCUUAAUUUCUUGUGCUCAGUAACGUGUACAGAACAUUAAGAUGAAGAAAAUAAA
Molecule: messenger RNA, 3791 nt
Organism: Pocillopora verrucosa
Lineage: Eukaryota; Metazoa; Cnidaria; Anthozoa; Scleractinia; Pocilloporidae
Product: LIM homeobox transcription factor 1-beta
Biological process (GO): regulation of transcription by RNA polymerase II; neuron differentiation
Cellular component (GO): nucleus
Molecular function (GO): DNA-binding transcription factor activity, RNA polymerase II-specific; RNA polymerase II transcription regulatory region sequence-specific DNA binding
Source: RefSeq, a predicted model, not a curated record